This is a messenger RNA of Mytilus californianus (California mussel), 5618 nucleotides long. RefSeq names its product carboxypeptidase D-like. Lineage: Eukaryota; Metazoa; Mollusca; Bivalvia; Mytilida; Mytilidae. Bases 174 to 1652 code for a protein of 492 amino acids. The record is from RefSeq and is a predicted model, not a curated record. The transcript is spliced from 9 exons. Gene Ontology annotation, molecular function: metallocarboxypeptidase activity; zinc ion binding. Gene Ontology annotation, biological process: proteolysis.
AAAGGUCCCCUUUCACAAACAAUUUACGUCACUAUUAACGUCAUUCAUUCAUAAACAUAAGCAGGUGCGUGAGAGUAAACACAAAGUUCUCUUCAGUGACAGAUCGAAAAUAGAACAUCUGCAUUCUGCUACAUUUUUACAGACACAGAAAGGAGGAAGUUUUGUAGGUUGAUAUGAUAAAUAUUGUACAUGUGUUGGUGUUCAUACCAGCAAUAUGUUACGGCGGAACUCCUGUGUCAAAGCCGUUCUCAUUUUUCGAGUUUGGCAAUCAUGACUUUCACAGCCUUCGACGUGUACUUAAAGCAGCGCACGAAAAUGCUCCAGACAUAAGCAAAGAAUAUAGUUUAAAGAAAAAAUCAGUAAAUGGUCUAGACCUUGCUGUGAUAGAAUUUUCCAAAAACCCAGGAAAACAUAUACCAGGGGUACCAGAGUUUAAGUAUGUUGGUAAUAUGCAUGGAAAUGAAGUGGUUGGAAGAGAAGUAUUACUAGCUUUGGUAUCAUUACUUAGUGAGAACAAAGACAAUGAUCCCAGAAUUAGUUGGCUAAUUGAACAUACUCGUAUUCAUAUCCUGCCUUCAAUGAAUCCAGAUGGUUACGAGUUGGCCAAUGAGUUGGAAAGAGAUGAGAAUGGAAAAAAAAAUUGGUUACAAGGUAGAGCUAAUGCAAAUAAUGUGGAUUUAAAUCGUAACUUCCCAAAGCUUAAUGCAAUUGCUUACGAAAAUGAGAGAACUGGAGGAAAGAAUAAUCACAUGGAACCAUAUCAAGUAGCGCUGGACACACCAGGGCUACAACCUGAAACUAAGGCUGUGAUGAUCUGGCUGCAUGAAAUUCCAUUUGUACUCUCAUCUAACUUACAUGGAGGUGAUUUAGUGGCUAACUAUCCAUAUGAUGCCACCAAAGACAAAUCUGCACAUCAUUACACUAAAACUCCAGAUGAUGAAACUUUCAGGUUUUUAGCAGAAUCCUAUUCUCUAUAUCACACAGAAAUGGCCAAGAAAAAUCGUACACCAUGUGAUAUGUCAGGGGAUGAUUUGUUCCCAGAGGGUAUUACUAAUGGAGCUAACUGGUACUCUGUUCCAGGAGGAAUGCAAGAUUACAAUCUCCUUGAAACAAACUGUUUUGAGAUCACACUAGAGUUAGGUUGUGACAAGUUCCCAGUACCUGAAAAGGAGGAAGAUUACUGGCACCAGAACAAAGAGGCACUUAUCAACUACAUGCUUCAGGUGCAUGAUGGAGUGAAAGGGAUUGUUACAGAUGCAGAGACAGGAGAACCUAUAAGAAAUGCCUCAGUGAAGGUCUACAAAGUGGUCGCUGGAGGUGAUGAUGUCAAGUACAUCAAUCAUGAUAUUACAACAAACAAGGAUGGUGACUACUACAGACUAUUGAUUGAUGGAAAGUAUAAACUAAAGGUAGUGAAGGAGGGUUAUCUCCCCAUGGAAGAAUUUGUUGAAGUUCAAAAUAAGCCAAUGACUGAAGCUGUAGAAAGGGACUUUCAACUGACACCAGUUAACGGGAACUUGGAACCAGAAAUCAAAGAUGGUGAUGCUGCAUUUGAUAACAGGGACUUCUACGGAGAGUAUCCAGCCGAGGAGUAUGAUGUGGACAGGUUACGAGACCUUAUCCUCAGGUACUUCGGAAGACGCUACAGAUAAACCUGCUGUCGGAAAUCUAUAUGGAAAUGAUGCCUUCUUUGGGAUAAUGGUGUAUUCUAUUAGAUCUGAAAAGUUAUUAUCAAACUUUCUUGUUACCUUUUGAUAGUUCCAAAAGUCUGUUAUUUAAGAGGAUAGAAAUGAAAGAUGUUUUUACAGAAAAAAUAAUCAUGCAUGUUACUAAAUAAGUAGUCAUGCACCUCUAAAAAUCAUAACUUUGUGAAAUAAUAUUGGAAAACUAAGAAUGAAUAAUUGUAUAUUUAAAAAUUAAAACUAUCCAAAGAAAGUAUAAGAAAGGUUUACUGCUAUCUAAUUAGUUUGUUUUUGAUUUAACAAAUAAAGAGCCAAAAUAAGUCAGAAGAUUGAUUUUGACAUUGUUGCUGUUAUCAUAUCAAAAAAUGUAUUGAAGAUGACAAACAUUUUGAAAAUAGCAUGUCAUUUUAAAUACAGAAACCAACCAAAAGUUGUACUCUAAAUAUCCUACUGAAAUUUGAAUCUAUUUGCAUGUGACUUAAUCCUCAGGGUAAAUAACAAACAAAAUAUUAUUCCUGUACAUUACUCAUAGACACAGCAAAUUUGAUCUGAAAAUGAUUUGUUAUUCUGUUUUAGAAAUCCCAAAAUAUUCCAAGCUGUUUUUUCCCCUCACAUUCCAUAGAAAUGUUUUCCAACAAUUAAUUGAACGCUUGAAAUUCAUAGGUAUUACAAUUUUUAGGUAAAAUUUAUUGUUAAUUUUUUAUUAAAGGUAAUUUUUAAUGGUCAACAUUAUAGUUGAAUGGAUUAGAUAUAAACAUAAAAUGGUGAAAUGUAAACUGUGUUAUGGUAGUAAGAUAUUUUGUCACAAAUUCUUGAAAGUAAUACACAAUGAAAUUCCACUUAGUGCAAUAAAUCUUUGAUGAAGGUUUUAUUGAUUUUUAAUUACUAGAAAUCCAUUUGACAACCUAAAUGAUUAGGUUGUUGAAGAUUUAUUGAUAACAUUUUUUAAGUUGUAAGAUAUUUUGUUUUCUACUCUUCUCUUUACAAUUAAACAGAUUUUUUUCUCUUAGCUCACCUGGUCAAAAGUGCCAGUGUAAGCUAUUGCCAUCACUUAGUAUCUGUCAUCAGUCCAAUACAGUUUAGAAUCAAAUCAUCAAGGAUAUGUUGUUCAGUUUCAGAAUUUAAUGUAAGGAUUUUGCUAAGCAACCAUCAUAUAACUGAAAAUGGAACAUAAGGAUAAAAUGAACAAAAAUUGUAUUAAAUUUCUCCUAUGCAAAUCCUAGAUUAGCUUUUUUCCAAACAUGACCAUAAUUACAUAACUAUUGCUAUUUAAAAGUUGCCUUUCGUGAAUCAAAGUUAUAAUUGUAAGCCAUGUGAGUAAUACAGGCUCUUGGAGCCACUAGUUUAUUGAAGAAUUCCAUUGUUAGUGCAAUAUGAGGUUGUUAUUAUAUUUUUUUAUAUACAUAUUCUUUUUUUUUUAAUUGUAAAAAGCUACACAAUUAAUUAUACAUUUAUAUUUAUACAAAAAUGAUAGAAAGAUUACAAAACAGGUAAAUUAGUGUUCAAAUUGUUAAGAUUUGUCAGAUUUUAUGCAGGUAGUAUUAAUUUGGUAAAUUUGUAAAUCGGCCUAUCUUAAAUAAAACAUCUCUCAAGUUGAGCUUUUUUUCAACUCUUUGGCAUACAUAAUGUAAGCAGUCAAACUAAAAAAAUUAAAAACAUUUUCUUAAAUUUGGAAAAUAAUCCUCAACUUGAGAUGUUUUAUUAAGAGAGAAGCCAGAAUUGAUGUUGACAUUCCAUUAUUAGUGACUAGUUACGUAUCAGUUAAGUUGAACAGAUGGGUAUAUGGUUUCAAGAUAACUUAUUUAUUCCAAAAUAAUAGAAAAAUUGUAAAAAUGGGAUAAAAAUCCCAUCUGCAUUAUGUACUAUCUUGUAUUAUAAUAUAUUAAACACUUUUGUUCAUACAUCAACAAAAAAAUAAGAUAAGAGGAUGUGUGAACAAUAUGUGCAUGAUAUGUCUUAUCUGUUCAACUCGCCAAGUUCUGAUGAAAAUUAAACUGUUAAAACUGUUUUUUAGGGGGAAUUUAAAAGACAUGAUAUUAUUUAAAUUGUGAAAUUGUUAAAGAAAGGAUAAGUUAUACAUUGAUUGAAUCAAUAUCAGUUUAACUAAGUAAAGCAUUUUGAAAAAAUCUAAUUUAUUUAGAUUAUUCGACAGAAAUUCAACACCUGAAUUUCACUUAUAUUUCAAAUAUUUCAAAGAAACUCUUCAGAACUUGGCAAAUCAUCUGUCUUCGCAGCAUGCAUUAUAAAAAUGUUUGAACUAAAAAUAAUCAAUAAAAACUUGUUUUGAGCAGGUCAGAAUUCUUUGUGCAGGUUUUCUGGUCUGGCAGUGAAUGAAGUCUUAAGAAUUAUGUAAAUGAGAUCUUUUAAGACUCAAAAGUCAAAACAUGAUAUAUUUUUAUAAUCCAUGCUUUAUAUGUUAAAUGUUAGGUAGGUAACAUCUUAACUCCUUUAUUAAUUAUUACUUUCUUCAGUGCAAAUGCCAAAACAAUGAUAUAAUUUUGUUUUAAAUGUACAUUUUAAAUUACCACAGAAAUCUUUGAAGUCGUUCUUUAAUCUUGAAUAGAUUUUUAUGUGAUAUGGGCGAAGCGAACAAUAUUUGUAACAUUCCUGUUUUAGUUACUAGAAUAAUGAGGGUCUCCCAGUUUUGCUGUCAAUAAAAUGUUACAUGUGGUUGAAAUCUUCCUACAGUGAAUAAAAAUGUUACAUGUGGUUAAAAUCUUCCUUCAGUGAUUAUAAUGCAACACAUUCCUGAAAACUUUCAGAAACAAUCAUCAUUAAAAAAAAUAUUAUUUUAUGAUAUCUCUGUUUACGACGAUUUUCAAAGCUUAAAGGUUUGCCAACUUCAAAUCUAGAAUUUUUUUUAAUGUAGCAAGAAGAGAAAUAUCUGUAUCUUGUAUUUACAGAUAACUACAGAAUCUACAUUGCCUCAAAUUUUUACAUCUUUUACGCCUAUACAAAAUAUAUGGUGUCCUCUAUUCAUUAAUUUCUAUUUAAAUAGUGAUAUGUAACUAUAUUCUUUAUCAAGUUAUUCAGUUUUGGUUUUCAUUUGAAUCUCAUUUAUAUGUUCAGAAUUAUAAUUUGCAAUUAAAAGUAUUUUUUAUUAAUUUAAGCUUUCAUUAAAUUUAGUUUGGCAGUUCCUUAUUCUAUAUUGUCUAAGUAUCACUGUUUGCAUCACAGCUGUUUUAAAGAUUAAUUUUCCAGUUUCCAGUUUUGCUGACAAACAUUUAGAUGAUGUAAAGCCAGACAAAUACACUAAAUUUGCUGUGUUGAAAGUAUGUAUUUUUUUAACCUUCAAGGUGAAGAUUGGCCUUAUUGAACAAUUCGUUUAGUUCAGUAUUUAUUUUUUAAAUUAAUAUGCAGACCAACAUACAAGAAAUUAAUGUCAUAAAGUUCAUUGAAUUAAUGUUUUUUUUUUUAUCCAGAAAUUAAAAUGAACAAUUCAACAGAUUUUGUUUUGCUGUCAGACAGGUGUAAUCUUUUUUUUCUGAAUUCUGUACUGGUCAACAUUACCCACCUUAUAUUUUGAUAUAUGUACUGACAAUUAUGACUUUUUACUUGUAUUUGUACUUUUUUCAUUAUACUUCCUGCAGUUUCAAGUAAACUUUCAGAGAAAUUUUCAUAGUUAAUAUAUUUUUUUUUCUUCAAAAUUUAUAAUAAAUCUCUAUCACAAUUUAUGUCAAAGUUCACUACAAAUGAACAAAAUGCAGGUGAUAAGAAUUUUAUUCAAAUCCAAUGUAUACAAUCUUUUUUUUUUUAUAAGUUAAGUGUACACUUUUUAAUUUUGUGAUAUGUCAAAGUUUUCAACAUUUGAACAAAAAAAAAUGAGAAAAUUUGUUUAAUUGAAACUGCAGGAAUUAUUAUUUAAUUCUUUAUACUCCUCUACAAACUGUUAUAUCCCACCUGUUGUUGUGUUUGUCAUUAAAAUAUUUCUUGCAA